Cotesia congregata is the source of this 915-nucleotide messenger RNA. The record is from the annotation of a GenBank genome assembly. NCBI's taxonomy places the organism in Eukaryota, Metazoa, Arthropoda, Insecta, Hymenoptera, Braconidae.
AUGUUGGGUGAAUAUGAAAGUCAUGCUGAUUAUUAUUCACAAUGGCAUCAACCCUAUCAUUAUUCCAGCCAAAGACCUUAUGAUUCCGUGGGAUUAUCCGACGUAGAUCGACAGCAACUUUGCUGCGGAGGAGACUCAGGAAUAUCCGGCGGCAGUUCUGACGCCGGAAGUGGAUCGGCAUCGACACCUCCUCUGCCAUUAGAAGAAUUCGGGGGCCCGGAUUCAAUUUACGGCUCUCCAAUUCAACACUAUUCGCACUCGAUACCUCAGCAACUGUAUUCUUCAAUGCACUACUCUCAGCAGCAAUACCUAGACCAGCAAAAUCAUCAAAAUUCAAGCCAGCAGAAGCUGGACCGACAUAUCGACUUCUCGAUGUCAGUUACUCACCUCCAGAACCUCAAUAAUAUGCCCGGAACAGGAUCUACCGAGCACCUCCAGCUCAGCCUGCACCACCACAUGAACUCAAUCUCCCACGACAGCUCCUCGACUUUGAUCAUCAGGCCCAAAAGGAGGAACACCGCGAAUAAAAAGGAAAGACGACGGACUCAAAGUAUUAAUAAUGCGUUUGCUGACCUGAGAGAUUGCAUCCCAAAUGUUCCGGCGGAUACUAAGUUGUCCAAGAUAAAAACUCUUAGAUUAGCCGCUUCUUAUAUUGGAUACCUGAUGGCUGUUUUGGAGAGUGAUAAAGAAGACGAGCCACAAACAUUCCGCGCUGAAAUUUUGUCCAGUGGAAAAAGAAGUAAAUCUCAGCAAAAUUCGAAUGACUCGUAUCAAAACAUAAGCAAUUUUUAUGAAGAAACGUCAAAGUGUAAAGGAAGAACUGGAUGGCCUCAGCACAUGUGGGCACAAGAAUUGAAGCAAGAAUCUUCAUCAACCACGACGUCGGCGUCUUUAACAGUCAGUCAGUUACAAUAG